GGACGUGCGUGUGGCGCCCCACACCCCGGCCCUCAGGAGGUCGUCACGGGGAGACGACAGCACCGUCAGUAGCGGAAGCGACAGCAGGUCCCGCCGCUCCGCAUCGCGAGGCGUGUCGCCCCCCGCAGCCUCCAGGGCACCGCCGCCCACCCUCACACUGCACCUCAGUGACUCAGCUGUGCGGCAUGGAGGGCAGUACCCGCGAGGCAGUGGCACAUCUGGUGAAGGUGGGGGUGCAGGCAGAACAGCAGGAGACGGCAGGAUGCGUGGGGGAGCCAAGCGUGGCAGGAAGUCCAGCAGAGGCAGCUCCUCCCAGGACACAGGCGACCACACCCGCCUCCUUCCAUCACGAUCUCGCAUGCCAGCAUUCCGCCUGCCGGGUUUUAGCGUGCAAGACCAGGAACGACAGCAGCAUCGUCGUCGUCUGGAAGCUCUCUCUCAGCUGGGUCUUCACACUGCCUCCGACCUAGCACUUCACAGGAUGCUCCCAUCACCCUUCCAUAUAGCAAUGAAGGGGUCGCCUAGGACGAGUGGGGCUACAGCCUCGCGCCGCGAUAUGCAUCGUGGAAACAGCUACCACCUCGUCGGUAAUAACCUUCCAGUGGUAGCGCCACCCGGCGGGAACGAGAGAGACUACCUUCCACAGCAGCAGAAGCAGCCACAGGUCUCCAGCGAGGAGUCGUCUACACUUGGACGACCACUGAGCACUAGGGAACUCAUGAGGAAGGUGAAGCGUCACCAGUCAGCCAUCAGGAGGGAGAGACGACGCUUUAUAGCCGGGGCUGAGAGACCUCCAGCAAGGAAGAAAGCUAGUUACCUUGAGAUGUUGGAGAAUCGCCAGGACUUCCGGCGGACGCUGGUGAAGCUUCUGAAGAGUGACGAGUGUCGGACGAAGAGUGGACGAGCCCAGCUGGAGCGUCGCUACCAUUACUUCAUCACCAGAGGUCUGUCCAUGCGGGCCAGCCCCUUCCAGAGGUCCUGGGUCUCCGCCAUACUAGGUCUCGUUCCUAAGCAUCUCAGGACACAGAUGGGGACGUGCCAGGACCUGCUGCAACAGUUGCAGAGAGACUACGAGCACAACAUGAGGAAAGUUGCAGUCGACUUUGUCCUCAACUCUGGCAAGCCUCGUCCCCGCCCGCAGCUUUCUGCUGAGAUGGCAUCAGAUCGCGUGGCGCUGGAGUCGUGGGCACCGUCCAAAAACUCUCUGAGGAAGAACCUCCACUUGUUCAACGUCUGCAUGCUGCAGACGCUGGAGCUGUGGUACCGUGAAUACAGCGGUCUGAGACUGGUGGAUGUAGCACAGAUCAUGGCCGGGAAAGGAAGCCUGGAACUGGAAGAGUUUAUGGCUGGAGUGGGAGACCAACUGGACGCCACCAACGACACCCUCACACUCUGGUUCACUCAGAUCCAGACUAUCUUCUACAAGGGGUUUCAACGAGGCCAGAUGCCAGGGUUCAGCCAGCCAGCACGACUCUCCUCCUUCUGCAAUGCCGCCGUCACUAUCAUGACCCACAACCUGCAGUCUCUGUGCCUCCUCUCUCUCUUCUCCACCACCGCCUCCCUCUGUGGCGCCGAGCCCAAGCUCCUGGACCCUGCCUCGAUAGCUCUCUGGGUCAAAGAACCCACCUCAGGUCGUGCAGCACACAAGUGUACACCAUCAGCAGGUGGGAGUACCCAAGGUGAAGACGUCACAACAGAUGAAGGUCUUGGAGAGUCUAUAGGUGGUGAUUCAGAGGGUGCCACCAAGGAGGCAACGGCCGUGGCUCCUGCUGCAGAUGAGCAGCAGGAGGUGGAUGCUAAUGACGAAGAUGCUGUUCUCCUGCAGGCUGGCUCUAGCGGGCAUCCCAAAAAGCCAAUGGUGUUAAAAUUGCAUCUACUGUUGAGUGGCAAGCAGGUGAUCAUCAAGCCAACGUUCACAGAGGUAGAGUCAUCGCUGCUCUCGCUCUAUGAAAAGAUGAUAGAACUGAGCAUGUCUGUGCCUCGUCUGGAGACGAAGCUCUUCGCUGAGUGGGAGGGACGUCAGGGCGACAUUACCCCGGUGGUGGAGGAGAAAGUGGUGAGAGAAUUGCGACAACAGGUACUGAAGGAGAUCUCGGACUCUAACGUGGCCCCAACCCACCACGCCACCAGGUACAACAAGUACGACUCCCUCAUCAGCGGCCAGGCAGAAGAGGAAGUGCAGGAGUUCAUGUCAGGUGAUCACCCGUUUGAAUCCUACGUGGAGAAGCUGACAGAAUUUACCGUCCUGAGAGCUGACAUCCUCACCUCCUCUCAGCAGGUGGUUGAGCUUGGCCCCUACGAGGUGCACUGUGAGGCGUUGGUGGCAUCCCUGGUGACGCGAGUCACUAACCUUCGAAGAGAGAUGCUCUCUCACCUGCACCAGCAGUACUGCUCAUCUGCUGACACGCUGUGUGCAGAACUGAAGGUGAUCACUGAGCGCGCUCUCAGCACACCAGGGGACACUCUGGAACUGAUGGAACACAAGGCAUACAUGGAGGAUGUUAUGGAAAAUCAGUUGCACACCCUGGAGGGCCGCGUCUGGCGCCUCCACACGCAGCUGCAGUUCUUGGCUGAGAAUAUGUCACUGAGUUCCGAGGAGUGUAGCGAUGCCGUCCAGCCUCUAGCCUGGUUCAUCCGCCUGCCGGAGGUCUUCCGUGUUCACCUGCAGAUCAUCACUGAGAAGAGAGCGGAGUACGAAGCUAACCUCAGGGAGCGUCGGGAGAAGUUCCAGGAUGAGCUGGCGGAAUAUUCAGUUCAGCUCGAAGAGUUCCAGACUCUGGGAGACCACAACGAGAUCCACGAGUACUUGCGACGAGCCCGGUCCCUGCACUCUCGUCUAGACCAUGCUGCUAACUACAUCGAACAGAUCAACAAAGAGGAGGAGGCCCUCUCCUGGAACACCACUCAUUACCCACUCAGGAAGCAGGUGUCGGACAAACUGGCCCCGUUCUUGAAGCUCUACGAGGUGGGUGUGGAGUGGUCAGACCGCUUGGAGGAGUGGCUCCACUCCCCUGUGGGCACCCACGACCCUGAUGUCAUAUCCCAGGAAGUGGCGGCCACCUGGAGGACGGUCUACAAACUCGAGAAGGGCUUCGGGGACAUCCCCGCGGCCAAAAACGUAGUAAUCGCGGUUCGACAGCGUAUUGAGACGUUCAGAGAGAACCUUCCCUUGGUGCAGACGCUGGGUAACCCGGGCCUCAAGGAGAGACAUUGGGAGAAGAUCUCAGAAGUGGUUGGAUACCCUCUCAGAGCGGACGCUACCACCACCCUUCAGCGUCUUAUAGACUCCAACCUCGAGGACUACCUUUCCAAGUUCGAAACUGUGUCAGAGGCGGCCUCCAAGGAGCACGUCUUCGAGAGGAACUUAGAGAAAAUGAAGAGUGAGUGGCAGGAGAUGGAACUGGUGUUAAAGCCUCAUAGAGAGACAGACACCUGGGUGCUCUCAGCUGUCGAAGACAUCCAGUUUCUGCUGGACGAUCACAUCGUCAAGACCCAGUCCAUGAGGUCCUCACCCUUCAUCAAGCCCAUCGAGCAGGAAGUGGCGGCGUGGGAGACGACACUGGCGCAGCUGCAGGAGGUGGUAGAUGAGUGGUUGAGGGUGCAGGCAACGUGGAUCUACCUGGAGCCUAUCUUCGGUUCCCCGGACAUCAUGGCCCAGAUGCCUGAGGAGGGACGCAGAUUUAAUACGGUGGACAAAACUUGGAAGGACAUCAUGAAGAGCGUGCGGCAGAACACCAGGGUGCUCUCCGUGCUGGAGGUCGACAAGAUCCUGGAGAGGCUCCGCAAGUCCUCAGAGCUGCUCGAACUGAUCCAGCGAGGUCUUAAUGAGUACUUGGAGAAGAAGCGACUUUACUUCCCCAGGUUCUUCUUCCUCUCCAACGAGGAGCUGUUGGAGAUCCUCAGCGAGACGAAGGAUCCGAGCAGGGUUCAGCCUCACCUCAAGAAGUGCUUCGAGGGCGUCAACUCCCUGGACUUCGGCGACGACCUGGAGGUGGUUGCUGUGAGAUCGAGUGAGGGAGAGGUCAUUGGUCUUACUCACAUCAUCAGCACAGCCAAGGCAAGAGGACAGGUGGAGAAGUGGCUGGUACAGUUGGAGGCCAGCGUCAAGUCCAGCAUCAAGAAGGUGGUGCAGUCGUGCAUGGAGGGGUACUCGAGCAAGUCUCGCGAAGACUGGGCCUUGGAGUGGCCUGGCCAGGCAGUUCUCUGUGUGUCUCAGACUUUCUGGACCACACACGUCUCUCGCUGCAUGCUGGAAGGCCCCAAGGAGAUGGAGGCUUACUACGAGCUGUGUAAUAGUCAGAUUGAGAAGGUGGUUGGACUGGUCAGGGGUCAACUCUCCAAGCAAAACCGCACCACUCUUGGAGCACUGGUGGUGCUGGACGUGCACGCCCGGGACGUCCUGAAGGAGGAGAUUAUGAAGAAGAAAGUGACGGAUCUUACAGAUUUUACCUGGCUCUCUCAGCUCAGAUAUUAUUGGCAGGACGACAUCCUCAAGGUGCGGAUGAUCAACGCUGAGCUAGACUACGGCUACGAGUAUCUGGGUAACACAGGACGUCUUGUCAUCACCCUACUGACUGACCGCUGCUACCGCACACUCACCCAGGCUCUCAUGCUCAACCUAGGCGGCGCUCCAGAAGGCCCAGCAGGCACGGGCAAGACAGAGACCACCAAAGACCUGGCCAAGGCGGUGGCCAAGCAGUGUGUGGUCUUCAACUGCUCAGAUGGUCUGGAUUACAUCUCUCUCGCGAAGUUCUUCAAGGGCUUGGCAUCGUGCGGUGCCUGGACCUGCUUCGACGAAUUUAACCGAAUAGAACUGGAGGUAUUGUCAGUGGUGGCGCAGCAGAUACUGACCCUGCAGCGAGGCCUUCAGUCAGGUGCACCUCGCCUCACUUUGCAAGGCACUGAGGUGAGUUUGGAUCCCACUUGUGCUGUCUUCAUCACCAUGAACCCUGGCUAUGCUGGCCGCUCCGAACUUCCUGACAACCUUAAGGCUCUGUUUCGCUCCGUAGCCAUGAUGGUUCCAGACUACGGUCUCAUUGCAGAAAUCUCACUCUAUUCGUUCGGAUUCGUGGCAGCGCGAAGUAUGUCCCGGAAGAUUGUGGCCACAUACAGGCUGUGUUCCGAGCAGCUCUCAGCCCAGCCCCACUACGAUUACGGCAUGAGGACGGUAAAGGCCGUGCUGAUCGCUGCGGGGACACUGAAGCUCAAGUACCCUGACAUGGAGGAGUCCGUGCUGGUGCUCAGAUCAAUUCGUGACGUGAACUUACCGAAAUUCCUCGCCCACGACCUUCCACUAUUCGAGGGCAUCAUCGCGGACCUGUUCCCCGGCGUUGUGUUGCCAGAGCCGGACUACACAUACCUGCGCCGGGCAGUGAGGGAGGUGUGCGCCGGCGCGGGGCUGCGAGCCAAUGACUACUUCAUGGACAAGGUUCAGCAGGUGUAUGAGACGAUGCGGGUGAGGCACGGCUUCAUGCUCAUCGGUAACCCUAUCGGGGGCAAGACGGUCGCUCUCAGGACACUAGCCAAGGCUCUGGCCAUCAUGAACGACCGGGGUGAAGGUGAGAACCGGGUGCAGGUGUGUGUGAUCAACCCGAAGGCUGUGACGGUGGGUCAGCUGUAUGGUCAGUUCGACCCGACCUCCCACGAGUGGUCAGACGGAGUCCUGGCCGUCAACUUCCGCAAGUUUGCCGUCUCUUCCUCACCCGACAGGAAGUGGAUCGUGCUGGACGGCCCAGUGGAUAGCGUAUGGAUAGAGAACAUAAACUCUGUACUGGACGACAACAAGAAGCUGUGCCUCAUGUCCGGGGAGAUCAUCUGCCUCUCAUCCACCACCAACAUCAUCUUCGAGGUCCAUCACCUGGAGAAUGCCUCCCCGGCUACGGUUUCGCGUUGUGGGAUGGUGUAUAUGGAACCGCUUGCGCUUGGCUGGCGUCCUCUGGUAGAGACAUGGCUGGCCAAGCUGCCGCAGACGCUGACGCAGCAACACAAGGCUGUCCUCACAGCUCUCUUCCACCGCUUCGUGCCCCCACUGCUUUGCUUCGUUAGGAAAUACCUGCUAUGGUUUAAGCUGGAAAGGAGUGAGUCAUACGUGCAAAAGGGUGUCUCCCCUACCACUGAUCUCAACCUCGUCCGCAGCUUAAUGAAUAUCUUUGACUGCUUCUUGGACGAGUUCACUGACCCUGCCUACACCAAGCAUCACCCUGAGUCAGACAUAAGGGCUCACCUCGAGAGCAUUUUCUUGUUCUCAGCCAUCUGGUCUCUGGGUGGCCCACUGGAUGAGCCCUCCAGGACCAAGUUUGACCUGCUGCUGCGUGAACUGAUUAGUGGAAGCCCCAGCAAGAAGACCACUGGCGAGUACGGGCUGGGAGAAGUGCCCCCAGCACCACACGAUUACCAGCUGCCCAUUCCUGAUGAGGACACUGUCUUUCAUUACAAGUUUGUCAAGGAGGGACGUGGAUACUGGCAAAAAUGGAGCGAGGACCUGACUAAUGCUGCCUCCAUACCUCGCGACGUAGCUGCCCACCAGAUCCUUGUUCCUACUGUUACUACUGUCCGUGUUGCUGCCUUGCUCAGUCUCCUGCUAUCUCAGGCCAAGCCACUCCUCCUAGUGGGUCCCCCAGCCACUGGCAAGUCAGUCUACGUUUCGGAUUUCCUGCGUAAUAAGCUGAAGAGCGACGUAUACAAGCCCAUGUUCGUGAGUUUCUCAGCCCACACCACCACUACUCACGUCCAGGACCUGAUCAUGAGUGGGUUGGACAAGCGCAAGAAAGGUGUAUACGGGCCACCAGUAGGGAAGAGAUGUGUUCUCUUCGUUGACGACCUCAACCUGCCGCAGACAGAUGCUUUCGGUACACACCCUCCUCUGGAGUUGCUACGACAGCUGGUGGACCACGCUACUUGGUAUGACAUUAGAAAAGAGGUCGAACCAAUCCAUUUGGAGGACAUGCAGCUGGUGUCGACCAUGAGUCUGCGUGAUAGUGGCAGGACACCACUCACACCUCGUCUUCUACGACACUUCAACGUGAUUGCCGUCAACGACUUCGAUGACGCCACCAUAUACGCCAUAUUUUCCAAGAUCUUGCUGUGGCACUUGGACACUCGUGGCUUCAGCAAGAUGUUUGACCCAUGCAUUGGGGAAAUUGUCACGGGGACACUGGAGGUGUACCGGGCUGCAGCGACCCACCUGAGACCCACACCUUCACGUUCACACUACAUCUUUAACCUUAAAGACUUUUUCAGGGUUAUCCAGGGAGUGCUAUUGUCGGUCCCGGAGACCAUGGAAGAUCUGCGGUCCAUGAAGAAGAUGUGGGUGCACGAAGUACUUCGAGUUUUUUAUGAUCGUCUGGUAGAUACCGCCGAUCGCAGGUGGCUCCUGGACCGCGUUGCAGCCGCCUGCAGCAACCAUCUGAACGAGAACUUCCACCAUCUACUGGCUGAACUAGACGAAGAUGGCAAUGGAGAGGUGUCUGAGAGCAACUUGCGUAACCUUGUGUACUGUGACUUUGCUGACCCCAAGAGUGAGAGUCGCCACUACGUUCAGGUGGAGGACCUGGAGGGACUCAGGUCAGUAGUGGAGGGUUACCUUCAUGAGUUUAACAACAUGAGCAAGAAACCCAUGAACCUCGUCAUGUUCAAGUUCGCCCUGGAGCACCUGGCGCGGAUCUGCCGCGUUCUGCGCCAGCCGCGGGGACACGCCAUGCUGGUGGGCGUGGGUGGUAGCGGCAGACACUCCCUCACACGCCUCGCCGCCCACAUCACUGACUACGAACUUUUCGAGGUGGAGAUGAGCAGGAGUUACGGGUUAACAGAGUGGCGGGAGGACCUCAAGACUAUCCUGAAGAAGGCAGGCACUGGGGAGCAACACAUUGUCUUCCUCUUCAGUGAUACUCAGAUCAAGGACGAGAUCUUCCUCGAAGCGAUCAGCAGCAUCCUGAGCAUCGGGGAGAUCCCUGGACUCUUUCCGACGGAUGAGAAACACACCAUCUGCGACAAGAUGAGGAAUGUUGACAGACAGCGGGACAAGAGCAAACAGACUGACGGGAGCCCAGCAGCUCUGUGGACACUCUUCGUGGAGCGAGUGAGGGAGCAACUGCACGUAGUGCUGGCCAUGUCCCCCUGCGGUGAGGCCUUCAGGAACAGACUCCGUAAGUUCCCAGCCCUCCUCUCCUGCUGCAUCAUAGACUGGUUCCAGGCGUGGCCGGAGGACGCGCUGGAGGCUGUGGCACUGAGGCUGCUCCAGGGAGUGGAGCUGCCUCCAGAGACUCUUAAAGGCUGCGUCUCCCUCUGCCAGUACUUCCACACCUCCACCCAGGACCUCUCCGACAGGUUCCUGAAGCAGCUACGUCGCUACAAUUAUGUAACACCCACCUCCUACCUGCAGCUCCUCCACACUUAUAUGGUCAUCCUGGAACGACGCCGAGGGGAAGUCAAGAAACAAGAGUGCCGCUAUACAACGGGUCUGGCGAGGCUGGAGGAAGCGGAGACCUCAGUGCUUGCCAUGCAACAGGAGCUGCUCAAUCUGCAACCCAUCCUCCUCACCAAGACCCGCGAGGUUGAGGAGAAAAUGGCUGUCGUGGAGAAGAGGAGAGGGGAGGUGGCAGAGGUGGAGCGCGUGGUUCGUCAGGAUGAGGAGGUGGCCAACGAGGCCGCAGAAGCAGCCAACGGGAUCAGAAAGGAGUGCGAGGCAGAACUGAACCUGGCCCUCCCACUGCUGGAGGAGGCCACCGCCGCCCUCAACACCAUCAAGCAAGACGACAUCGUAUUCAUCAAAGCCAUGAAAAACCCUCCGGCAGGAGUGAAGCUCGUUAUGGAGGCUGUCUGCGUCCUCCUUGGUGAGAAACCAGACCGGGUACCAGAUCCUCAAGGGACGGGCAAGAUGGUUGAGGAGUAUUGGUCCGUCAGCAAGAGACUGCUGGGAGAUAUCAAAUUUAAGGAAAAUUUGUUGAAUUUCGAUAAGGAGAACAUCAGCCAGAAAGCCAUCCAGACUAUACGCUCCAAGUACCGUGACAACCAGGAGUUUAAGCCAGAGAAGAUCAUGGUGGCAUCCAAGGCGGCAGAGAGUUUGUGUAAGUGGGUGCUGGCGAUGGAGAGAUACGAGGAAGUGGACCGCAAGGUAGCGCCCAAGAGAGAAGCUCUCCAACGUGCUGACCAGCAGUACCAGGGCCUGAUGGGAGAGCUUCGCAAGAAGCAGGAAGCACUGAGGGGCGUCCAGGAGGAGCUAGCGGGUCUCCAAGCAGAGCUCGACACUGUUAAAAAGGAGAAGCUGGAGCUGGAGCAGACGGUAGAAUUGUGUAGUAUUAAGAAGGACCGUGCGGAGCAGCUGUUAGCAGCUCUGGGAGGAGAGAAGACCCGCUGGACCGACAAUGCCCACCACCUAGCCCAAGUCUACAUCUACCUUACAGGUGACAUGCUGUUGGCAGCAGGUGUGAUAGCUUACUUGGGAGCCUUCACACCGGAGUACAGGAUGGAACAGACUACCCGUUGGCUGCAGGAGUGUCGCGAGAGAGGUGUUCCCUGUUCCGGAGAGUUCGUCUUAGCCUCGGUGUUGGGAGACCCACUCACCAUCCGUGACUGGACACUCAAUGGCCUGCCCACCGACCCCUUCAGUAUAGAUAACGGUGUCAUUAUCAGUAACACAACGCGGUGGCCGCUGCUGAUCGACCCACAGGGCCAGGCAAACAAGUGGAUCCGUAACAUGGAGAAGGACAACUCGCUCCAGGUGGUCAAACUCUCGGAUCCAGAUUUCAUACGCACCUUAGAGAACUGCAUCCAGUUUGGCCAGCCGGUGCUACUGGAGAACGUGGGGGAAGAACUGGACCCUAUCCUGGAGCCCUUGCUGCUUAAGCAGACCUUCAAACAGAGCGGCUCUACCUGCAUCAAACUCGGAGACGCCACUAUUGAAUACUCCGCUGAUUUCAGGAUGUACUUGACGACGAAGCUGAGUAACCCCAACUAUGUACCGGAGGUGUCAGUGAAGGUCACCCUCGUCAACUUCGCCCUCACCGCCGCCGGCCUCGAGGACCAGCUCCUGGCCCUCGUUGUAGCUCACGAGAAACCUGAACUGGAGGAGGAGAGAGUCACACUCAUGCUCCAGACUGCACAAAACAAGAAGAACCUGAAGGAGUUGGAGGACAGGAUCUUGUCAACGCUGUCGUCUUCUAAGGGCAGCAUCUUGGAGGACGAGACAGCUAUCAACAUCCUCAGUGAUGCCAACAGACUGGUGAAGGAGACGCAGGAGAAGCAAACCAUCGCUGAGGAGACGGAGAAGAAGCACCUGGUGGAGGAGUUUCCUCAGCACUUACAUGAGUGGCGGGCGGUGUUCGAGUCCGAGAACCCACACAAAGAGAUCAUUCCAUGCGAGGGAGAGGAUGAGCUCAGCCGCAUGCAGCUGUUGUGUGUUCUCCGAUGCCUUCGUCCAGAUAAAGUGGUGGCAGCCGUGCAAGACUACGUGGCUGACCUCCUGGGGAAGGCGUACAUUGAACCUCCGCCUUUCGACCUGACCCGCACCUUCACAGACUCCAAUUGCUGUCUCCCUCUGAUUUUCCUGCUCACCCCGGGAGCAGACCCCACCAAUCUCCUCCUUAAAUUCGCCGAAGAUCAGGGUAUGGGAGGAGACCGUCUGCAGAGUGUAUCGCUGGGACAGGGUCAAGGACCCGUGGCGACACGACUCGUCGAAGAAGGAACGAGAAUAGGCACUUGGGUCCUCCUCCAGAACUGUCACCUGGCCAAGUCUUUCAUGCCAUCACUCGAGAAGCUAUGUGAGGACCUCAACCCAGAAACUACACACUCAGACUUCCGACUGUGGCUCACCAGCUACCCGUCUGCACACUUCCCAGUGUCUGUGUUGCAGUCGAGCAUCAAGAUGGUCACAGAGCCACCAAAGGGACUGAGGGCCAACCUCAAGAGGCUGUACUUGGCGGACCCACUCUCCGAGCCUGACUUUCUUCAGGGUCCCGGCUCCUCUGAGAGGUUCCGAAGGCUGGUGUACUCUCUCUGCUUCUUCCACGCCGUCGUGCAGGAAAGGAGGCUCUUCGGGCCCCUCGGCUGGAACGUUCCUUACUCUUUCUCCGACACUGACCUCAGAAUCUCGGCACAGCAGCUCCGCAACCUCCUGGGAUCCUAUGUGGAGAUCCCGUGGGAGGCACUGCAGUACCUGACAGCUGAGUGUAACUAUGGAGGCAAGGUGACUGAUGAGAGAGAUCGUCGAACCCUCAGCACCAUUCUGCGGCGUUUCUAUAACCCCGAAGUCGUCCUUGGCAACCCACACUCCUUCGACCACCUAGGUGUGUACACGACUCCUGAAGACGGUGAGCACGCUCAGUUCCUGGAGCACAUCUCUGAGCUUCCCCGUGAUGCCCCACCUCACGUCUUCGGCAUGAACAGCAAUGCCAGCAUCAACAAGGACCAAGCCGAAACUAACAAGCUCUUCUCAGCCGUCCUCCUCACACAGGCGACGUCGCUGUCGUCAGCUGAGGGCGGGGGCGGCGAAGGAGAUGCCGUCGGGAGAACCUGUGAGGAAAUCUUGGGUCGCAUCCCUCCUCCAUUCCACGUCGACGCUGCCCUCGUCAGAUACCCCACCAUGAGGGAACAGAGUCUCAACACGGUGCUGGUACAGGAGAUGAGUCGCUACAACACCCUUAUCCACACUAUCAGCAGCACACUUAAUGCUGUUCUCAGAGCCAUUGAAGGUAGUGAGAGCUUGUCUGAGGAGGUGGAGGAAGUGCUGGUGGGAGUGAGGACUGGCCGGGUACCCUCUAUGUGGAGAGCCAGAUCAUACCCCACACUCAAGGGACUUGGAUCUUACAUCACCGACUUAGACCAACGACUCCAAUUUCUUCAGAGUUGGUACGACAAUGGGCCUCCGCGAGUGUUCUGGUUGAGCGGGUUCUUCUUCACACACUCCUUCUUGACAGCAGUGUUGCAAAACCAUGCCCGGGCCCACGCCCUUGCCAUCGACCAGCUGUGGUUCCACUUUCAGGUUCUGGAAGUGGACGAGGACAGCCCCGCUCCAGAAGCAGGCGCCUAUAUCAGAGGCCUUUACCUGGAAGGCGCCAGAUGGAACUUUGAAAACAAUCGUCUGGAGGAGGCUCUGCCUAGGAGGCUUCAUGAACACAUGCCUCCUAUUUGGCUGCAACCGAAGGUGCGGGAGGAAAUCCCGAAGGAACAGACAUACUCAUGCCCGGUGUACAAGACCAGUGAACGCCGGGGCAACCUCACCACCACCGGCCACUGUACCAACUAUGUCUUCUCAGUCAACAUUCCCACCCACCUGCAUGAGGACCACUGGAUACUGAGAGGCGUCGCCCUCCUCUGCUCCCUCUCAGACUAAAGCUUCUCGUGGACACUACGCCCAUUUUGUGCCUAUUUUUUCUCACCUAUUGUGGACUUCUUUCUGUAUUUAGUUGAUUUUCAUACUCAUUAUAGAAUUACUGCCCCUUCCUGUAUCUCUACGCUCCCUAUGUAUCUAGUUUUUCUCCUCUGUUGUAGACUCUACGACCCUUUUGUAUCCAUUUUAUUUUCUUGCUUGUUCACCAUUUAUCCGUCUACUAGAAAUUGUUUAUUUCUAAUCGGACAAUAAAUAAUAUACAUUUGAA
Molecule: messenger RNA, 12593 nt
Organism: Cherax quadricarinatus
Lineage: Eukaryota; Metazoa; Arthropoda; Malacostraca; Decapoda; Parastacidae
Source: RefSeq, a predicted model, not a curated record